ACGCAGUCUACAACCAACCUUUUUUGUGCUUGCAUUGACGAACACCACACGCACGCUCGCUGCUGCUUCCUCGCCUUUUGUCGCCCGCGCUAUCCGCCAUGGCCCAGCCAGACUCCGCUGAGCUCAAGCUCAUGCGGUCCACCAAGUUCCCGCCCACGUUCUCCCGCAAGGUCGACAUCCGCAAGGUCAACAUGGAAGUCAUGAAGAAGUGGAUGGCACAGCGCAUUACGGAACUACUGGGCAUGGAGGACGACGUGACGGUGGACUUUGCGUACGAACUCGUUAACGACAAGUCGGGUGCCAGCUUCAACCCCAACAUCAAGCUUCUACAGAUCAAGAUGCAGGCUUUUCUGGGCGAGGAGUCGAGCGCCAAGUUCGCGAGCGAGUUGUGGGAUCUGAUGCUGAGCGCCCAAGAGAGCAGCUUAGGCGUGCCAAGCCAGCUGCUGGAAGCGAAGAAGGCCGAACUCAUGCAGGAAAGGGAAGCUGCCGAGCGACGGGCUCAAGAGGAGAAGAGGCGGAAGGAGCGCGAGGCUGCGCGAGAUAGAGAGAUUGACGAUCGACGACGACGGGACCGCCGGGACCGCAACGAACGACGCGAUCGCGACUAUCGCGGCGGCCGAGACAGCCGGCGAUACUCGCCCAGACCUAGAUCCAGAUCUCCGCGCCGACGAAGAGAGUACGAUGACGACGGUGACGACGGAUCGCCCCGCCGCAGACGGUACCGCUCGCGUUCAAGGACGCCCCCCAGACGAGAGCGUAGGCGAGACGACUCGCCCCCGCCGUACAGGCGGCGAAGAAGCAGCACGCCCCCGCCACGGCGUCGUCGCAGCCCGGACCGCGAUCGCUCUCCGAACUCCGCCGCCAGUCGGCGCGGAUCCUCACCUCCGCCACCACCUUCCCGCAGGAGACGGAACUCGUCGUCGCCGUCCUCGGGCGGCUGAGAAGUGUCGACACCACAUUUUGACGUCUUUUGUGCACCUUUCUCACUUAUAUCCAGGGCGGCCCUCGACAAAGACUUGGAAAAAGAAAAAGGAAAUAAAGAGAGAAAGAAAAAAAAAAAGGAGAUAGGAAUGAGAAGAUCCCCUCCCCCCGAAAACAAAGGAGUAAGAAAGGCCAAGAAGACGAGGACAUAGAUACCAAGCCUCCACGAACACAAUCCAACCCGCGCCCUUGCUGUGACGGCAACUCCCAUCUCCCCAUCAAAACAAAGGAGACACGCGAGGUCGCUUUGAACACAGCCGUUUUCCUAGGGAGCCAGCUGCGGACCCAAUCGACGUAGACGCUGAAUCGUGAGGGGCCGGGAAGGUUAGCCCUUCUUUGCGAAACCCACUUUUUCUCUCGCAGUAUGUCGUACUCGUCUUAUCAUGAUCCGAGCCAAGGCAAGUAGUUCACGUAGGCAGUAUAUAAAGACAAAUGAGAUUUAUUUUAU
This is a messenger RNA of Verruconis gallopava, 1429 nucleotides long. RefSeq lists its product as uncharacterized. Gene Ontology annotation, biological process: mRNA processing; regulation of mRNA splicing, via spliceosome. The coding region runs from base 99 to 941 and encodes 280 amino acids. The record is from RefSeq and is a predicted model, not a curated record. Gene Ontology annotation, molecular function: RNA binding. Gene Ontology annotation, cellular component: spliceosomal complex. The transcript is spliced from 2 exons. NCBI's taxonomy places the organism in Eukaryota, Fungi, Ascomycota, Dothideomycetes, Venturiales, Sympoventuriaceae.